CAAAAUCACGUUUUACAUCUUAAAAUCGUAAGAUUUUACGAUUCUAUGUAUGCAUUUCGUGUAAAAUCGAUAUUAAAAUUGGAAUUCCAUGAAAUGGGAUAUAAAAUCGUAAAAUCACGAUUUUUUUGUUAAAUCGUUUGAAAUCUCGAUUUUACAGGGGAGGGAGAGAUUUUGGACUGCUGCAGUGCCGCUGCUCACUGUUGCUGCUCACUGCCACUGUUCACAGCUCAGGCAAAGAAUUCCUCCUUUCUCAGACUCCCCUUAUUUGGUGAUGAUCGGUGUUGGUGAUGGUGAUGAUCGGAGAUGAGGAACUGUUGUGGAAUCCGAAGAUGAAGAAAGAAGAAGGACGUACAGUCUAAGGGUGUGCACUGUGCGGCCAUUGGCUACCCAAAACUUUCAGAUCUGAGAUUGGUCUUUUUUUUUUUUUUUUUUUUUUUGGUUCUGUGGUGAUCGAUGAUGAUGAUAUCGGAGAAAGAUGGAGAAGCCAUAGAUGGAGGUGAUAGGAAGGUCUGUUAUGAGGUGGAGAAAGAUUUAUUGGAGAUGGAGAUCGAAGGAGGUCAUGGUUGAAAUUGAGAGUCCAGAAGGGAGAAGGAUCGAGACGAGAGGUGUCUUUUUUUGUCUGUCGUCCCCUCUUUCUUUUGUUUGUCUGUUCCCUUUACUUUAAAAGAGAAAGGAAACUAGGGUUUUAUUAUUGGUUUAGGCUGAGCCUGGGUUGGGCCUUGAUUAAAGGAUUAUGGGCUGC
Rubroshorea leprosula is the source of this 742-nucleotide messenger RNA. NCBI's taxonomy places the organism in Eukaryota, Viridiplantae, Streptophyta, Magnoliopsida, Malvales, Dipterocarpaceae. The record is from the annotation of a GenBank genome assembly.